UUUGUACCGUUUGGUUGCUCGUUCCCUUCUACUUUCUCUUUUCUCGUUUUCGUUUUUCUUCCACCCCCCACACUCUUUUGAGCUUUGCUCUCUUAUUAUAGAGAGCGACGAAACAAAAAAUAGAUUCGACUAAUACGAAUAAACCGACAAGCCCUUCUGCAACCAUGGCAUCCGCAAGCAGCUCCGCGCAGGCCGCCUUCGGGCUGGGCCGGAGAAAGAAGAACCCCGGGCUCCUGGAUCAGAUAGGAAAGUUCUUUGGAGGGGACAAGAAAAGGAAGGGCAAGGGUUCUUUCCGAGGUGCUCUCUCUCCAGCCCCUCAGAAAGCGUCUGCCACCUCGCCACGCAAACGCGGAGCUGAGAACGCCGUGGUGCACUUCUUCCGCACGAUCGUGUCCCCCGCCCCUCCUAAAUCUAGGUGGAGGGGACUAGCUGCCAAGAUAGGCCUGGGCCAACAGAAGUCAACCAAGAAGGCCGGCGCUGGGGACGGCAAAGGCACCCUGACUAGGAUCUUCAAAAUGUGAUGAUAUCAGCAGCAAAGGUAGCAGGAGUGCCUCCCCAGCCAAACGCUGAAGCCCCCCCGAAAAAAAACGCCUUCCAACACCAAGAGGGUCGACGUUUGAGAGCACAUCAUGGGGGGUGCAAAACCAAACAAUUGAAAAAGAAGGAGGAAGUCUCGUCAUCCCCUCAAACUGAGCUGCCUUUUAUUUUUUAUUUUUAACACCGUAAUGUUCGCUAUUACCCCUCUUUUGAACAAACGCUCAUCCGGCUGCUCAGACAGCAACACAAUCUCUGUUCCCUACCGCCAAGCGUCGUGCAAAGUGUGUGCCAGUGUGAGAUGCCUGAGAUCCUGAAGCGGCGCAGUGUGUGCCAGCCUGAACGAUCUCCUUUCUACCUGUGUGUGCGGGUUGCGUUUCUUUUAUUUAUGUCAUUUUUUUUCAGUCUCGUCUUUGUCGGGUUUCUAACAGAAAGGUGGCUAAGACCCCGAAGCGGCCCCGGGGUCAGCCAAGGGUCACGCAGGCCGGCGCAAGUACCGCUGACUUCACCGUCAAUGCCGCUUGUUGAUUGGUUGAUUAGAAGUAAAGGUAAUAAUGAUAUUAAUGAUUUUUUUUCUUCUUUAAAAAGGAGCCGUUUUCUGUCUCGUCUUUCUGUCCGCGUCGUCCCCUCGAACAUUUCCUCUAAAGCGUCGCGUUGCGAAAACUUUAACAGCUCAUCAUUAUGAUCAUUAUUUUUACUAGUCGUCUUUCCACGCGCUUCCUCCCCUCAUGUGAAGCGUCCUGUUAUGAAUGUAGCGUUUUGAACUUUUAAGCAGCUGGUGGUUUUGCGCAGAAAGAAAAAAAAAGAAACUACUUCCUCUUUGGUUCACUAACCAUCGGCGUUUUCCUCCCACGUCCGUAAAGUGGGAGACGCGCUCGAUGCUUCUGUGUCGUCUGCUGUUGGCCGUGUUUCUAUUGCACACUCAGAGCUAAAUCCAGUUCCCCAAAUGUGCCGUUUCCUCCUGACUGCCAAAAAAUUACAAUAGAUAAAUAAAUAAAAACAAUUAGCUGUGUUUCCUUUUGGCGAAUAAAGAAAGCAACACACGGUUUUCACAAAGGUGCUCUGUGAUUAACUCUGAAAUGAAUAUAAAGUGUUUUUCCUCACGAAUGUGUUAAAUUUUGUGUUAAAAAAAACAAAGACCAACGAUUAAAAAAGAAAAAAAGAAGCUCCAUGUCUGUUUUUCUUUUUCCUUUCCUUUUGCUGAAUGGAUCCCAGGAACGAAUGUAAACAACUCAACUCUCCUUAUUACUGUACGUGUAAUAAAAACGUGACUGGCCUGUUAACUGAACAUAAAAAUAAAAAAUAAAAAACGCAUAAACCAACCCUA
Messenger RNA from Poeciliopsis prolifica (blackstripe livebearer), 1861 nucleotides. It is a transcript of the gene mbpb, whose product is annotated as myelin basic protein b. Gene Ontology annotation, cellular component: compact myelin; internode region of axon; neuronal cell body. Gene Ontology annotation, biological process: myelination. The transcript is spliced from 7 exons. The record is from RefSeq and is a predicted model, not a curated record. Bases 165 to 521 code for a protein of 118 amino acids. Gene Ontology annotation, molecular function: structural constituent of myelin sheath. Lineage: Eukaryota; Metazoa; Chordata; Actinopteri; Cyprinodontiformes; Poeciliidae.